Messenger RNA from Apus apus (common swift), 5079 nucleotides. RefSeq names its product dystonin-like. The transcript is spliced from 28 exons. Lineage: Eukaryota; Metazoa; Chordata; Aves; Apodiformes; Apodidae. The coding region runs from base 1 to 5079 and encodes 1692 amino acids. The record is from RefSeq and is a predicted model, not a curated record. Gene Ontology annotation, cellular component: focal adhesion; membrane; hemidesmosome. Gene Ontology annotation, biological process: intermediate filament cytoskeleton organization; cytoplasmic microtubule organization; hemidesmosome assembly. Gene Ontology annotation, molecular function: microtubule binding; structural molecule activity.
AUGGGGAACGCGGUGAGCCGGCCCAGCUGCCUGGGCCAGAAGAGCCGGCGGCCGGAGGAGCUCCCACGGGAGCUGCAGCUCCGGGAUGUGGGGCUGGACACGGGGCAGCCGCCGGGCCAGAGCAUCGCCGAGGCCCCGCUGGGGCCGCCAGAGAAGCCGCCGGUGGAGAACGGCUGGAGCCCGGCGCCCGGAGCCGACCGGAGCCCCCCGGGCAGCCCCGUGCUGCGGCGCAGCCGGUCGGAGGUGACGGUGCCGAACGGCGGCACGGGCGGGGUCCUGGUCGGGGGGGCUGCAACCUGGACCCCUCCCCGGGCUGGUGCCCCCCGCGGAACCUGGUCCUGGAAGCCCCUCACCACGCGGGAGGUGACGGAGGUGACCGAGGUGACCGAGACCAUCGUGACGGAGAUCGUGGAGGUGACUGAGUACCCGGCAGGCGAGAAGGGCGGCGAGCCCCUGGUCACCCGCACGGUGACGGUGCUGACGGAGCUGGUGGCUGGACAGACAGACGCCACCGAGGUGUCCCUGGGGGCUGUCCCCAUGCCGGAGGAGGCGGUGGGCGUGGAGCGGGGCCAGGACACACUGGAAAGCCUGCUGGUUUGGGUGGCUGACAUGGAGGAGCUGGUGGGCAACCAGAAGCCCCCCUCAGCAGAGGUGAAGGUGGCCAAGGCCCAGCUGGAGGAGCAGAAGCUCCUGAAGCGGCUGCUGGAGGAGCGGAGGCCGCGGGUGGAGCUGGUCCUGCAGGACAGAGCUGUGCUGGCUUGUGGCUCCACGGAACAUGGCUCUGGCACGGAACACGGCUCCAGCACAGAACAUGGCUCUGGCACGGAACACAGCUCCAACACUGCACAUGACUCCAGUGCAGAUCAUGGCUCCAACAUGGAACACAGCUCCAGCAUGACACAGGACUCUGGCAUGGAACAUGGCUCUGACACGGAACAUGGCUCUGGUGCAGCUCAUGGCUCUGUUGCAGCUCAUGGCUCCAGCGUGGAACACGGCUCCAACAUGGAACACAGCUCCAGUACAGCCCAGGGCUCCGGCACCGCUCACAGCUCCAUCACACCGGUGCCCCAGGGGAGCAGCAGCCUUUCUGGGCUGGGGCCACGGUGGGAGAAACUGGUGCAGGAGGCUGAGUCCAGGUACCAGCACCUGGAGCGGAUCCUGCCGGCAGCUCAGGCCUUCCAGGAGACCACGGAUUCCUUCCAGGAGUGGCUGGGAGCCACUGAGAGGCAGGUGGCCCAGCUCUGGCACCACAAUGGCUGCCUCAGCCGCCUGCGGGAUGCCCACCAGCACAGCCAGGCCCUGUGUGAGGAGAUCCGCGGCCACUUGGGAGAGCUGGACAUGGCCCUGGAGAGGGGACAGCGGGUCCUGGAGAUGGUGACAGGGGAGGAGGCGCGGCUGGCGCAGGAGAAGCUGGAGGCGCUGCGGGUGCGGUACCUGCUGCUGGGCCAGGGCAGCGCCGACGCUCGGCACCGCCUGGGACAGACCCUGGAGGCUUCGUCCCGCCUGGGCACUGCCCAGGAGGACCUGGCGUUGUGGCUGAGCCGCCUGGAGCAGGAGCUGGCCUCUGGGGACAGUCACACCGGCGGCCAGGAGCUAUCCCUCAGCGACAGCGACAGGGAGAAGUUCCAGCAGAUCCUGGAGCUCCAGCUCUCCCGCUUGGCCGGGCUGGACCAGCGUCUGGAGGAGAUUGGCCAGGUCCAGCUGGACACCCAGGCUCUCUGCUCCCAGCUCUCCCAGCAGAAGCUGCUCUCGGCCGAGGUGCUGCUGCAGCGGGGGCUGGUAGAGCGGCUGCUGCGGCUGUGGGAGCUGCUGCUGGAGCCCCUGCGACUGCAGCUGCAGCCGGCAGUGCAGGCGCUGCGGGAGCGCACGGAGCAGCUCUGGGGGCGCUGCGGGGCCAGCGCGGCGCGGCUGGAACGAGCCCAGGCUCUGCUGGACCAGUUUGCCCAGGCCCAGCAGGAGCUGGAGCCGUGGCUGGAGGAGGCGCAGGAGCUGGGGGGGCAGCUCGUCCCGGAGGCCAUCAGCUGUGAGGGCUUCAAGGAGCAGCAGGCACUGCUGCAGUGCCUGCGGGAGGCCCUGGCCGAGCACCGGCCGGUGCUGGGGCAGCUGCAGCGCGCGGCGGCGGAGCUGUCGGAGCUGAGCCCGGCGCAGGGAGCGCGGUUCCUGCAGCGCGGGCAGCGGGCGGAGGAGCGGUACGGGGCGCUGCGGCAGCGCCUGCGCCAGGCCAGCGCCCUGCUGGAGGACGCGCUGCCGCGGUACAGCCAGCUGUCGGAGCGCAUGUCCCUGCUGCUGGAAUGCUUGGAGCGGGUGCGGAGCCGCCUGCAGAGCCGGCCCUCGGUGCGGGGGGACGCGGCGCAGCUGCGGGAGCGGCUGCGGGAGAACAGCCUGGCCCUGGGCGAGCUGGAGAAGCUGGGGGUGGCCCUGGAGACGGUGCAGGCCCAGGGCAGUGACCUGCUGGCCAGCAUGCGGGCGGCCAGCUUCGACAGCAACGCCGGAGGGCUCCAGGAGCGGGUGGCGGAGCUGGGGUCCCUCUGGGGGUCCCUGCGGGGCAGUUGCCAGGAGCAGGAGCAGUGGCUGCGGGACCUGCUGGCCCAGGCUGAGCGGUUCUGGCCCAGCCUGGCCGAGCUGGCGCUGGCGCUGGGGGACACUCAGCAGCUGGUGCUGGGGCUGGAGGAGCCCGGCCCAGAGCCCGAGGCCAUCCGUGCUCAGCUGCACACCAUGCAGGCGCUGCGGGAGGAGGUGGAUUCACUGCAGGGGGAGCUGGACGCGCUGGGCAGCCUGGGUGUGGAGCUGAUGUCCCACUGCGGGGACCCCGACCGCCCCGAUGUCACCAGGAGCCUGGAUGAGCUCUACUCCUCCUGGCACAGCCUGAACAGGGUGUGGGGCGAGCGCUUCUCCCGGCUGGAGGAGCAGCUCCAGGGAUCGCUGCGCUCCCAGGAGGCCGUGCAGCGCCUGUCAGCCUGGCUGGACGCGGCCGAGCUGCGCGUGGCCGGGGAGGGGACGUUCCUGCUCAGCGGGGACCCGGAGCUGGUGCAGCAGCAGCUGGCGGAGCUGAAGGAGUUCAAGCGGGAGCUGUACCAGUGCCGGGUGGAGGUGGAGAGCCUGCGGCACCGGGGGGGCUGCGGGCAGGGGGGCUCCCCCGGCCCGCCCCGCGACCUGCAGCGCCGCUGGGACCGGCUGGAGGAGGAGAUCGUCAGCCGGCAGCACCAGCUGGAGGCGGCGCUGCUGGGGCUGGGCCAGUUCCGGCACCAGCUGGAGGAGCUGCUGGCCUGGCUGGCCCGGGUGGGCGAGCAGCUGCAGGGCCCCGUGGCCACCAUCCCCGACCUGCAGCACUGCGAGGUUGAGCUGGCCAAGCACAAGGUGCUGAGGAACGACGUGAUGUCCCACGCCCGCACGGUGCAGUCGGUGAGCGAGGCCGGGCAGGGGCUGCUGGUGGCCAGCCUUGGGGACAGCGUGGAGGGGCUCCAGCAGGGCCUGCAGCAGCUCCACCAGUGCUGGGACCUGGUGCAGACCCAGACCGAGAGCCGGCAGCUGGAGCUGGAGAACAACCUCAGCCAGGUCCAGGACAUCACCCUGGAGAUCACCGAGCUGCUGCAGUGGCUGGAGCAGGUGGAGCUGCAGCUCUGUUUCUCCAAGCCAGCCUGGGGACACCCAGAGACCACCAGAGAGGAGCUGGCAGCUCACGUGGAGCUGUGCCGGGCACUGGAGUCGCGGCAGGAGGCCUACGUGGGGCUGCGGGGGCGGCUGCAGCGCCUACUGGUGCCAGGGCGCGCCGGGCCCUGCAGCACCGAGCACAGCCUGCGCCUGCUGGAGCAGAAGUGGGCCAGCGUCCAGGCUGAGGCCCAGGACAGGAAGGAGCAGCUGGCCGAGGGGCUGCGGCUCAGCACUGAGUUCCAGGGCACAGCACAGGAGCUCCUGCGCUGGCUGGCCCAGGCUGAGGAGCUGCUGGGGAGCCCCGAGCCUCCCAGUGUUGUCCUUGAUACUGUCACUGCCCAGAUCCGGGAGCACAAGGCCCUGGAGCAGGAGGCCAUCAGCCGUGGGGAGCAGCUCAGCAGCCUGGAGGCCAUGGCCACCCGUCUGAGGGACUCCAGCAGGAAGCAGGACGGGGCCGUCACCCGGAGCCUGGUGCUGGCGGCCCGGGAGCGGCUGGGGAAGGUGCUGCAGCGGGCGGCGGAGCGGGGCGCGGCGCUGGAGGAGGCGCGGAAGCGCAGCAAGGAGUUCAUGGAGUCCCGGCGUCUGCUCCUGGACUGGAUGGACGAGGUGGAGCCGAGCCUGGAGGUGCCGGGGGACGCUGCCGGCAGCCAGGAGGAGAUCAAGGGGCAGCUGGUGGAGCACAAGGCGUUCCAGCGGCUGCUGCGGGCCAAGCGCCCGGUGUACGAGGCCACGGUGCGGAGCGGGCGGGCGCUGCGGGAGGGGGCGCGGAGCCCCCGGGACCGGCCCCCGCUGGAGGAGCUGCUGGGGGAGCUGAAGGAGCGCUGGGACGGGCUGUGGAGCCGGGCGGCGGAGAGGCAGCAGAAGCUGGAGCAGAACCUGCUGUUCUCGGGGAAGUUCUCGGAGGCGCUGCAGGCCCUCAUGGACUGGCUGUACCGCGCCGAGCCCCAGCUCAGCCCCGACGCCCCCCUCGGCGGGGACCGUGACCUGGUGGGUGACCUGAUGGACAAGCAUAAGGUGUUCCAGAAGGAGCUGGGGCAGCGUGCGGGCUGCGUGCGGGCGCUGCAGCGCUGGGCGCGGGACCCGGCGCGGGGUGCCCUGGAGUCGCGCUGGCUGCAGCAGCAGCUGGAGGAGCUGGGAGCGCGCUGGGAACUGGUCUGCCGGCUCUCCCUUGGGAAGCAGGCCCGGCUGGAGGCUGCGCUGCGCCAGGCAGAGGAGUUUCACACCCUUGUACACACCUUCCUGGGGCGUCUCUCCGAGUCUGAGAAAACCCUCAAGUUCGGGGUGUUCCCUGAGGAGGAGCCAGCAGUGCAGGAGUGCCAGGAGCAGCUGCAGGUCCGUGACAGCCCUGGGCAGCCCCGGCCUCCCUGGUGGCCCUGUCCUUACCCUGGGACAUCAUCCUGUUGUUGUGUUGUCACUGGGGAGAAGUGA